This is a messenger RNA of Branchiostoma floridae (Florida lancelet), 3820 nucleotides long. RefSeq names its product ATP-binding cassette sub-family F member 3-like. NCBI's taxonomy places the organism in Eukaryota, Metazoa, Chordata, Leptocardii, Amphioxiformes, Branchiostomatidae. Gene Ontology annotation, molecular function: ATP binding; ATP hydrolysis activity. The record is from RefSeq and is a predicted model, not a curated record.
CCUUAUGCAGAACUUCUGUCGGAAAGGUAGUAAACGUACAAUUAGGUCCCUUUUUAUGUGGAAAGUGGCUGAAAAUGAAAAUUUUGAUCACGUAGCGGCCAUUUUGUUUUGGUGCGAACGUGAAGGAUCGUGGGAUAUCCAAGAUGGCAGCCUGCAGUGACAUCUUGACCAAGUAUUUCCCGUCAAUUGAUUCGGAAUUAACCGAUUAUAUCGUCGGAGUGCUUGACAGCAGUGCAGAAGACAUUCACUCCACUGAGGAUGUGUACGAUGCUGUCGGUGACAUGUUACUGGAGCUAUCGGAGGAGGGGACAGGGGAGGACAACAUCAGGGACAUCUGUCUGGAGAUGAUCAAGGCUCUUAACAUAAAUAAUGACUCCAAAGUCACCGAGAGACAGAAACUCAACGCUCCAGUCCACCUUAAGUCCAUGGCAGAGGAUUUUAAUCAGCAAUCAGAAGAAUCAGCGAGUAUAUGGCUGGCCAGGAAAGAAUUCAAUCAAAUUGGCAUGGCCACAGCUAGCCAGGCCACUAACAGGAGGGAAGCUAAACUAGACGCAUCUGGCAUGAACCGGUCAUAUGACAUUCAUGUGGAAAACUUGGACGUCGCAUUUGGAGACAAAGUUCUACUCCAGGAUGCAGACCUCCACUUGGCUGUAGGCAGGCGAUAUGGUCUUGUGGGAAGAAACGGCAUCGGAAAAACAACACUACUCAAGAUGUUAUCAAGCGGUGAGUUGAGGAUUCCGUCCCACCUGUCUGUACUGCACGUGGAACAGGAGGUCGUCGGGGACGAUACCAUCGCCAUCGACAGUGUCCUUGAGAGCGACCUUGUCAGGUCAAGUCUACUACAAGAGGAAAGAGAACUCACAGCAACACUCAAUUCUACAAGUCCAUCCACUUUAGAUGGCAGGGGAAGUGCAAGAUUAGGAGAGAUCUAUGCUAAAUUAGAAGAAAUUGAAGCUGACAAGGCACCAGCAAGGGCUGCACAGAUUCUCAAUGGUUUAGGAUUCACACCUAAAAUGCAGGAGAUGACCACAAAAGAGUUCUCUGGUGGUUGGAGAAUGAGAUUGGCUCUGGCACGAGCUCUCUUCAUGAAGCCAGAUCUCUUGUUGCUUGACGAACCUACCAACAUGUUGGACAUCAAAGCCAUUCUGUGGCUGGAAAACUACCUUCAGACUUGGAUGAAAACCAUCCUCGUCGUGUCUCACGAUCGUCUCUUCCUGGACUCCGUUGCGACGGACAUCAUCCACUUCCACACCCGGCGCCUGGACUACUAUCGCGGGAACUUCGAGAUGUUCCUCAAGACCAAGACGGAGAAACUGAAGAACCAACAGAAGGAGUACGAGUCCCAGAAACAGUACAGAGAUCACAUACAGGUGUUCAUCGACAGAUUUAGGUACAAUGCGAACAGGGCUUCCCAAGUGCAGAGCAAACUGAAGCUUUUGGAAAAGCUCCCAAAGUUGACACCAAUUGAGAAAGAACCUGAUGUCAUCCUGAAGUUUCCAGAUGACAUCGAGAAACUGUCCCCACCUAUCCUCAGACUGGAUGAGAUAGACUUCUACUACAGCCCUGACCGGCCAAUCUUCAAGAAAGUGGACAUAUCAGCAGACCUGGACUCAAGAAUAGCCAUCGUUGGUGAGAACGGCACAGGUAAAACAACGCUGUUGAAGAUUUUGAUUGGUGAACUGGAUCCAGUGAAUGGGAUCAGACAUGUACACAGGAACCUGAGGAUAGGGUACUUCAGCCAGCACCAUGUCGACCAACUGGAAAUGAACGUCACCUCCGUUGAGCUGCUGGCAUCCAGGUUUCCAGGUAGGAAAGUGGAGGAGUACAGACAUCAGCUGGGGUCCUACGGUGUGUCUGGUGAACUCGCCAUGAGGCCUGUAGCCAGUCUAUCAGGAGGACAGAAGAGUAGGGUGGCAUUCGCCAACAUGGCUAUGGUCAGACCAAACUUCUUCAUCCUUGACGAACCGACCAAUCAUCUGGACAUGGAGACCAUAGAGGCUCUUGGGAAGGCUCUCAAGAAGUUCAAGGGUGGCGUCAUCCUGGUAUCUCACGACGAACGACUCAUCCGGAUCGUGUGCAAGGAAUUGUGGGUAUGUGGGAACGGCACAGUUCGAAGCGUGGAAGGGGGCUUUGACGAGUACAAGAAGAUUUUGGAAGAGGAAUUUCUGCAACAGUGAAGAAGAUACCAGCCAAAGGAGCCAGCUUGCUGUUUGUGCAUCUAUGAGGUCAAAGGUGAAGGCCCCUAACUUGUAAACAAUUCUUGUCUAGACCAUACAUGUCUAGAUGUGUUUCGUUUAUGUGUUAGGGGCUUUGACAUAUUACCACAAUGUAUUGCACUGUGCAUGAACAGUUGAAACUUUGAACUGGCUUAUUAUUGCAAUGACCACCUUUAUGUCAUCAGACCCAGCCUGCUUUAAUGCUAGCAACUUUUUACCGAUGUUCACUGCAACCCACAUAUCAUAAAAGACAAGGAUAAAAUCCAUCAAGUGUUUUAUGUCUAAUUAAAGAGGAAAUUAUAAUGGUCAGAAACCCCUUCUGUAAUGUCCAGUAUAUGACUGGAAUCAAGUGGGAUCUUUGUUGGGUUAUGUAAGACAACUGAUACCAUAUUGUUAACUGUACACAGGGUUGUCAUGCUUGAGGAUAUAUAUAUAAAUGUAUAAUGAGGAUACUAAUCUAAGGGACUACCAAGAAGUGGCCACAUUGGCCAGGUGGUCCUUGAGCGGGGGUGGUCAGUAGAACAGGUUUGACAUUACUAUACAUGUACAGUAUGAUACUGUCAUUUGCCAGCCUGUGCAAUUCUACAUGUAGCCAGUAAGCAGUUGAAUCCGGUGGUUGUAACAUGGCCGUCACUUUUGUGCAAACUCCAAAUAAAGGCUGUUGUCACCAUACUGCACCUUAAUCUUGUAGAUCUUUAACCUUUUUCUUGCUUCCAAAACCUAUAACAGAAAAUGUGGUGCCAAAAGGCUACCUUAGCAUGCUAAAUGUCAAGGAUUGAGCUUCUUGCUGUAAGUGAUUCUCUCUAUUGGAAAUUUGUUUUCAUUUUAUUUUUUAGAUUCUCAUGACUGAUAGGUACUCAGCUAUGAAUAUGAUGGUCAAACAUUGAUUAUAGGUACACGUUGUAAUAGACUAAAGAGGCUCACACUAUAAGAAUAACAUUAUCACAUCAAUCCUGUGUAUUACUGCAACUACUAUUAAAGUUACUUUGGUUUAAUCAAAUGCUGUCAUUAAUGUUAGAAAAGCUAUCUUUAUGAAGGAACUGUGAAAAUUAGUUGAUAUAAAUGCAAUCAAAUGCAUGGAUUUAAGCAAGUUGAUGAAAUAAAGCUUGAUUUAAGCUGCAAGAAGGAGCCUCAGUGUAUCUGCACAUGUAGGAGUACUUUUUGAGACGUCAACUAUGCUUGACAUUCUUGAUACAGAGAUGAUAGACAAUGAUACAGUUGGGGAGGGGAAUUGUUGUGAGCCAUUUUUCGUCCCUGAUAUAAUGUAGCCUUUUCUCAAUUUCAUCUUUCUACUCCAAGUAUAGUGCCUUUUUCCAGAUAUAUUCUGCCAUAUCUUCCUCUUCUACUAAGUUCUAGUUUUUAUUGUACAUGCAUUCCCUUGAAUGUAUUGAUUGUAUAUUAAUGCUGUUUAUUAAUGCUACUGUGCCAUAACAUCUAAUUGGGGAGUUGCACCUGUAGGUAAAUUAUUACGUACAUGUAAGACAGGUUCUGGAAGGAGUACUUACUUGGGAAUAUGUCAUUAGGACAGUCAAGAGGUAGUACUGUAGAGCCCACUAUGUGUGGCCACUGCAAAUCUAUACAAGAAUAAACAUGGCCAAUAUGGA